UGAAGAAGGUUCCAACAAGGCUAAUCAAUGGACGCUAUGGAAGGUCGAAGAUUUCAUCGAAGCACUUGAAGAUAUUGAGGAUAGUAAUACCGAAACUUUCAUUAAACAUAACUCAAUGGUAAAAAGUUAUGGUCCUUAAAGAUGUUUUUUCCGUUGACCCUCCGAGAGGUGUGAUCCAUAUAAUCGUAAAAAUGCCAACGCCAACGCCCGCCACCACUGGCAAAAGAAAAUUGGAUUUGGACGAUGUUAAUGAAGACCAAGACCGAAAAAAAAGCAAAUUAACAGUUCCAGAGAAAAUCCUUACUAGUUCACAAAAAAUCAUGGAGGAUAUAAAGAAACUUCCCGAUGAUCCUAAUGUUUACUCAAAUCCUGAAAAUUUAAUUUCACUACCAUUCCCAUUCAUUGGCGAGAGAAGACCAGUAGAAAGAUUUUCUAUUCGUGAUAAUAAAUUUUUGUAUAUGGGAAGGAAGGCAUUUGACAAAGUUCUAAAGACUAUUAACGAACUUGAAUCUGGGAAUGGUUAUAUGGAUUUUUUCAUUUAUGGCACUAUGGGAUAUGGGAAAUCGUAUAUCCUUGCAACAAUAGUAUGUUUUCUUCUUAAAACUAAAAGGCGUGUAGUAUACCUCCCAGAUUGCCGUGAAUUAGAACAGGAAGAACAGUUAUAUUUUAUUGUAGAUCAGAUGAAUGCUUUAGAUAGUUAUAACGAUACCGGAAUUGAUGAUUUACUUAAGAAAAAAAUCAAAAGUUCCCUCAAUGAAAUGUCCAUAAACCAUUAUUAUAUUAAGAGUUCAUCAGCAAACAAUACAUCAGCAUUGCAUCUUUCAAUAAAACAAGCUAACAAGAAAAAGAUUGAACUUUAUGGAGGAUUUGAUGAGAAUGAAAUGACACAAUGGUGGAAGAAACAUGUUGAUUUGCCAUUGAUGAAUCAGCAACAAAGGGAAGAGACUGAAUAUAUCACCGGCUGAAAUCCACUCUUUCUGAGCUAUCUCCUAAGUUCCAAGGGAUCUUUUAAAGAUGCUUAAAUAUACUAUUAAUAGAGAAGAUACAAAAGCUAAUGGUGAUAUUUUCAGA
Messenger RNA from Rhizophagus irregularis DAOM 181602=DAOM 197198, 1071 nucleotides. NCBI's taxonomy places the organism in Eukaryota, Fungi, Glomeromycota, Glomeromycetes, Glomerales, Glomeraceae. The record is from RefSeq and is a predicted model, not a curated record.